This is a messenger RNA of Triticum urartu, 3419 nucleotides long. RefSeq lists its product as uncharacterized. Gene Ontology annotation, molecular function: protein binding. Lineage: Eukaryota; Viridiplantae; Streptophyta; Magnoliopsida; Poales; Poaceae. The record is from RefSeq and is a predicted model, not a curated record.
ACCCAUACCGACUGCCCACUCCACUAUCCCCUUCUUUCCCCACCCCAAACCCUCGCCGCCGCCACCCACCAUGCUGCCGCCGCCGCCGGCACAGGCGCUGCCGGACGACCUCCUCGAGGAGAUCUUCCUCCGCCUACCGCCGGACGAGCCCGGCUGCCUCGUGCGCGCCUCCCUCGCCAGCAAGCUCUGGCUCGGCCUCCUCUCCGGCGACCGAUUCCGCGGUCGCUACCGCGAGUUCCAUGGAGCUCCCCCCAUGCUGGGCUUCCUUCGUUCCUGGCCCCCGUACUCCGGCCAAGGCGUGCCAGACUUCGUCUCCACCACGAAAUUCGGCUUGGACAUCCCCGACGACGGCUGGUGGGGCUUGAACUACCGUCCGUUGGACUGCCGCCAUGGCCGAGUUGUCCUUGCGGGGGGCACGGGGUUCGUCGUUUGGGACCCCAUGACAGACAACCGGAUGAAGCUGGAAGCGCCGGAUGAAUACAUCAGGGCCGCCAGCCAUGGCGCCGCGAUGCUCUGCGGCUGCGACCACCGCGCGUGUCAUCAGAGCCCCUUCGGGGUGGUCUUUGUCUACCUGCACGAGGGUGAGGGCGAGGAUGAUUUUAUUGCAUCUGCCGGCGGGUGCGUGUCGGAGCCGGCUGAGUGGAGCAAGCUGUGCCCUGAUGUUCAUCAGUGGAGCGAGGCGGGCUCUGACAUUCAUCUUGAGGGCCGUCCAUGGUUGUAUCCAAGCCCCCCUGUCCUCGCUCAAGACGCACUUCACUUCAUGCUUAGUUCGGAUGAUUAUCUCAUACAAAUUCUCAAAUACGACUUCGACUUGAGCUCUUGUUGUUUAUCAUUGAUUGAUGCACCGCUGGACUUAAUUGAUGCUGACCUUAUCCUUCUGGCGAUGGAGGAUGGCAGCUUGGGGGUUGCACAAGUGGGCGGGUUUACCCUCUACCGCUGGUCAAGGCAAAUGGGUUCUGAUGGAGUUGCGUCAUGGACUCAGCUUACAAUCAUUGAUCUCGAGAAACUUCUCCCCAUUCAAAAUCCCAAGUCACUACGGUGGAAGGAAAUACCUGAACUGGUUGGAUCUGUGGAGGGCAGUGAUACCAUUUUCGUGACCAUGGAUCUUGGUAUCUAUGAGAUUAAUCUCAAGACACUACGGUGGAAGAGCCUAUGCAAGGGAGAAAAGUUUCGUCGUUUGAUUACAAACACGAGAGCUUUGAUUCCGUACAUGAGUUUCUAUAAUCCACAAGAAAGGGCGAGCACUGUGAUGCGGCACAUUGAUGAUGUAUGAUUGAGUAUGCUCAAGUGUAGGAGGCCGCUCUUAUCAACAGGAAAGACGACCAACUUGGAGGUGACCAGGGUCUUUGUUGAAUUAUAUUGCUAUCUAGUAGCUGGUUUGAUGCAGUGGUGCUUGUUUUUUCAAACUGUUGUUAGCCUUUGCCACUAAGCUUGAUAAUUCCUUGUGUUGGUUGCACAUGUAAGAGGGUGAACUGAUUAUAUUGUAAUGAACCUCUAAUUUCAUGCUCUGUUGUUUCCACGGACAGUAGCUUGGUCAUACCAGUUUGCUCCCCCGGCCCAGAUUAGAUCCAUUCUCUUUAAAUUCAUGUCAGAGGAUGUACCAUUGAUGAGCAGAUGAUGGGAGCAUGUCCAUAGCUAGUGGUUUUGUCUCAAGAGAUGAUACGAUCAUGGUUUCUGCAUGCAAAACUGACUUGGACAUUGCAGGCUUUAAGUUUUUUGCAGAUGCCUCCUGUAAAAAACCCUCUCUGCAACCUGCUACAGGCAUUGGAAUCUACAUUUGCUGAGAGCAGGAUGAUCAUAGGACCAGCAUCAUGAUCGUGGCAAGUUGUGCUGCUGUCAGCCCUCCUCUUAAUGCAGAAGCAAAAUGUGUUCUCUGUCCAACUGUGUUUGCAAAACUAAUCCAGAUUCAGCAGAUCAGCUCCGAACAGAUAAUCAAACAUUAGCUGCAGCUGCGGCUGCGGCUUCAGGUAACCUCUGUUCCAAUCCAAGGCACUGCAAAAUUCGACCAGAUGCAGAUUUCUUCCAUGCUUAUAAUGAUCUAUGAUUGAUGAUAUACCGCAUCUCUAGAAAUAUGAAUGGUGUGGUGCAUAAUUUUUCUAGACUCUUUGAAACUGUCUAUUAUCCCCCUCUGCUUAUUGUAUUAGUUCACUUCAGCUCACAGGGCUGUGCAAUGGCCAUUGUUGCUCAGGCUGAGCACUUUGUUCAUAGAUGUAAAAUGUGUUUGAAUUUGGAAUAAAUUAAUGUUUGGUCAGAGAUUGCAAGGGCACAAUGAUCAUUGCUAUAUUUUUUAGUAAACGUGUCUGACAGCAUUAUUUUGUAAAUCCUGUAAAUUAGAAAAAAUAACUGAAGCCAUUAAACUGCAUAUAUAUGUAGGAGUUCCUCAUUUGAAUGUAAACGAGGUGUGGCAUGUUGUUGUAGAUGAAAGUGGUGGUUUGGCAAAAUGUGUGGAUUUUGCAACCAACUCUAAUGUUAAAAUUGUGCAUAUACUGGGCACUGACAUGUCAACUAAGAUGAGGGAGGUUACUGUCAAGCAUGCUAAAAAAAAUGUAUUCCCAAAGACAAGGUGCAUAUUUUCUAUCUGGGCAGCCUAAGCAAAAGUGCUGUUAUGUUCACUGCUGUUGGAGACGCCAGAUGUUUAAUAUCGGAGAAGUUUGUUUCGGUUGAUGAUCUUACAGAAAUGGAGAAGGUAUUCACUUUUGCUCAUUUUAUCAGUUUCGUAGAACAAAUUCAUCCGUACUUCCCCUCCUACCAGUUGUGACCUUUACCAUCUGUUCUUACAGUUUGUGUUAAAACAAAAAUCUGUUCUUACAGCAUUUGUUCAUUUUAGGAUAUAGCACAUGCAGCAGUGAAACAAGAAUAGGAAGACUGGGAGAAUGUCUCUGGCCUCUGACAGUGAUACACUUUUGGAGAACCCGUCACAGCUCUUCAAUAUGAGAUCCCCAUAAUUGUGCAAAAAUCAAUUUUACCAAUUGCAACUGGUGGUUUUGAUUUGUGACACGUGGACAUGCCAUCAGGUGAUAUCUUGUCCGUUGAACCAUUGUGUGCCAUAUAUCCUCGUGCACCAGGAACUGGAGAAAGCAAUGAAAAUAUAUCCCUCUGGUGUUGGAUGCCUGCGCCAAGGUUUGCACCGACGAUCAGGCAUCACGAGAGGCUUGUGUGACAGCAGUUGAGACAAAGAGGUGACAGACCAAAUGCAGCAAAACUUGAUUCAACAAUUUUGAGACAACAACGAAUGCAGUUCCUGUGCUAGAAUAUAUGUCAUUUGCUUUAUCUGGACAAUAUUAAAGUUGGUUGGUCGAAUUCUCUCAAUUAGUAAAUCCUUAACAGCAGAGAUGCGGUAGUAGAUUGGUUGUACACAAAACAAAAUUUCAGGGCAUGGUGAUGAUUGUCGUUUUUUGUGAUUUGAACAAUGUCUAUGA